Molecule: messenger RNA, 2677 nt
Organism: Pseudoliparis swirei
Lineage: Eukaryota; Metazoa; Chordata; Actinopteri; Perciformes; Liparidae
Product: extracellular calcium-sensing receptor
Exons: 13
Coding region: 1-2556 (851 amino acids)
Biological process (GO): G protein-coupled receptor signaling pathway
Cellular component (GO): membrane
Molecular function (GO): G protein-coupled receptor activity
Source: RefSeq, a predicted model, not a curated record
AUGAAAGAGGAACAAUGUGCCGAUGAGCCUCUGGCCCAGCAGUCGGGAGGGGAUGUUGUAAUUGGAGGGCUUUUCCCUCUGCAUUAUGUGACUCCUAAGCAAGACCAUAGUUACCAAAGCAAACCUCAGCUAACACUUUGCAGAGGCUUUGACUACAGAGCCUUCCGCUGGAUAAUGACCAUGGUGUUUGCAGUGGAGGAAAUAAACCGUAAUUUGAGCCUGUUACCUGGAGUAAAACUAGGCUAUAGGAUUAUGGACGGCUGUGACCAUGUCCACACAAGCCUGAAAGCUCUUUUGUCUUUAGAAAAUGAAACAGGGGAGACAAUAGAUAGGAGUACACAGUCUCAAAUUUUGCCCUCAUGUCUGGCUGACUCUCCUGUGCCGGCUGUGAUCGGCCUUGCUUCCUCUUCCCCUACAAGAGCUGUAGCUCACACCCUUGGUCCUUUUAACCUCCCACUGGUGAGUUAUUUUGCCACUUGUACCUGUCUCACUGACAAGUAUAUGUACCCAUCAUUCUUGCGGACUGUGCCGAGUGAUCUCUUUCAAGUUAGAGGUCUUGUUCAGAUGGUCACCUUCUUAGGCUGGUUCUGGGUGGGCACAAUAGGGACGACGGAUGACUACAGUCACUAUGGUAUCCAAGAAUUUUCCAGCCAGUUUAGACAACAAGGAGGGUGUCUGGCAUUUCAUUUGACUAUCCCAAAAUCACCCACAGUGACAGAGAUACAAGAAAUGGCAGACAGGCUACAGAGUUCAACUGCAGUGGUAGUGCUGGUGUUUGCCACAGAAGGGCAGCUGCUGGACUUGAUCUUAGAGCUGGCUCAGAGAAAUGUGACAGGAAUCCAGUGGGUAGCCAGUGAAGCGUGGGUAACCGCUAGCAUGCUGACCUCACCCCGCUUCCACUCUCUCUUAGAGGGCACGCUGGGCUUCUCUUUCCCUGGAGUCAGGAUCCCAGGCUUGAAAGAGUUCUUGUUGAACAUCCGCCCUUCUCCACAACCUGGGAUGGAUUUUGUUAACAUGUUCUGGGAAGAGCUGUUUAGCUGCAGGCUGGAGUUUAGAGGAAACCAAUCAGCUGAUGCAAACUAUAAAGGUGCUGCUGAAAAGCCUGUAUGCACUGGUUCAGAGGAUGUGAGGGACAUUGACAACAGCUUUGCUGAUGUAUCUCAAGUCAGAAUAUCCUAUAAUGUUUAUAAAGCUGUAUACGCUAUCGCCCAUGCUCUUCACACUUUAUUGAACUGUGAUUAUGGAGAACAUGAUGGAAAGUGUGCUGAUCAUAAAUCAUUCACUUCCGUACAGUUGCUGCAACAUCUGAAGAAAGUGAAUUUCACUAACCAGUUUGAGGAGAAGAUUUCUUUUGACUCCAAUGGAGAGCCGGUCCCUCUCUAUGACAUCAUUAACUGGCAGAAGGAUAGUGAGGGUGAAAUUAGAUUUAUAAAAGUGGGAAGCUAUGACGGUUCCGCUCCAUUGAAAGAACAGUUGCAGAUAAAGCAAAGCACAAUUGUGUGGACAAGUGGACAGUCACAGGUGCCUGCAUCUCUUUGUAGUUCACCAUGCUCCCCUGGCAGCAGACAGGCCAGACGUCCAGGAGAGCCCCACUGCUGCUUUGAUUGUUUGCCCUGUGCAGACGGAGAGAUCAGCAACCAGACAGGUUCCACUGAGUGCACAAAAUGUGCUGAAUACUACUGGUCAGACAGAGACCAGGUGAAAUGUGUCGCUGGGGUCGAAGAAUUUCUGUCUUUCCACGACAUCAUGGGCGUCAUCCUGGUGACACUCACACUGCUUGGCGUUGUCCUGACAACCAUCGUCACUGCUGUCUUUCAACGUUUCCGUUCCACACCGAUCGUCAAGGCCAACAACUCAGAAAUAAGUUUCCUGCUUCUCCUGUCCCUCAAGCUGUGCUUCUUGUGUUCCCUGGUGUUCAUUGGCCAGCCAUCUGUGUGGACAUGUAGGCUGCGCCAGGCAGCAUUCGGGGUUAGCUUUGUCCUCUGUCUUUCCUGCCUCCUCGUGAAGACCAUAGUUGUUCUCUUCGCCUUUCAUGCUAAUGCUCCUGGUUCGAGGGCCCUGAAGCAGUUUGGUCUUUCUCAACAGCGGACUAUGAUCCUCUGUACUACAGCUCCUCAGAUUAUUCUCUGUGCCGGUUGUAUUUUGGGUGCACCUCCUUACCCAUUCAAGAACCCAAACUACCAAGCCUCAACUGGAAAAAUUAUUGUGGAGUGUAAGGAACCAUGGCCUCCUGGAUUUUAUCUGGUCCUGGGCUACAUUGGUCUACUGGCCUUCGUCUGCCUCAUCCUGGCGUUCCUUGGACGCAAGCUACCAGAUACCUUCAAUGAGGCAAAGCUCAUCACCUUCAGCAUGCUGAUCUUCUGGGCUGUGUGGAUCUCUUUCAUCCCAGCUUAUGUCAGCUCCCCUGGAAAGUUCACUGUGGCUGUCGAAGUAUUUGCUAUAUUAGCCUCCAGUUUUGGACUGUUACUAUGUAUAUUUGUGCCAAAAUGUUAUAUAAUAUUACUGAGGCCUCAAAGAAACAUUAAGAAAGGAAUGAUGAGAAAAUAUCUCACAUGAACUGACCGUGUUAUGGUCGAUCAUUUUAAGAGGCCACGUUUAAAGCACACGUUUAAAAAAUAGAAUGUUAUUAUGAAUCUACCUUUGAAUAUGAAACUAAUUAAAUGACACAUUAAAUAUG